Messenger RNA from Tachyglossus aculeatus (Australian echidna), 3949 nucleotides. RefSeq names its product NSF attachment protein gamma (gene NAPG). The record is from RefSeq and is a predicted model, not a curated record. Bases 72 to 1019 code for a protein of 315 amino acids. The transcript has 12 exons. Gene Ontology annotation, molecular function: soluble NSF attachment protein activity; syntaxin binding. NCBI's taxonomy places the organism in Eukaryota, Metazoa, Chordata, Mammalia, Monotremata, Tachyglossidae. Gene Ontology annotation, biological process: intracellular protein transport. Gene Ontology annotation, cellular component: SNARE complex; vacuolar membrane.
UCCCGUAGUCCGCCCUCCGCUUCCACAGCGGAGCAGAAGGAAGGGAGGAGCGGGCGGCGGCGGCCCCGAAUAUGGCGGCGCAGAAGAUCAACGAGGGCCUGGAGCACGUCGCCAAAGCGGAGAAAUACCUGAAGACGGGGUUUUUGAAAUGGAAGCCUGACUACGACAGUGCAGCCUCCGAAUACGGGAAAGCAGCUGUUGCUUUUAAAAAUGCCAAGCAGUUUGAGCAAGCCAAAGAUGCCUGUCUGCGAGAAGCUGCAGCCCACGAGAAUAACAGAGCCCUUUUCCAUGCUGCCAAAGCUUACGAACAAGCUGGUAUGAUGUUGAAGGAGAUGCAGAAGCUCCCUGAAGCGGUUCAUCUGAUCGAGAAGGCCAGCGUGAUGUAUCUGGAGAACGGGACUCCUGACACGGCAGCGAUGGCUCUGGAAAGGGCAGGAAAGCUGAUAGAAAAUGUCAAUCCAGAAAAGGCGGUUCAGCUUUAUCAACAGACGGCAAAUGUGUUUGAAAAUGAAGAACGCUUGCGGCAGGCAGUAGAAUUGUUAGGGAAAGCAUCCAGGCUUUUAGUGAGAGUUCGCAGGUUUGACGAGGCUGCGUUGUCAAUUCAAAAAGAAAAGAAUAUUUACAAGGAAAUUGAGAAUUACCCAACAUGUUACAAGAAAACUAUUGCUCAAGUGCUAGUUCAUCUACAUCGGAAUGACUAUGUCGCUGCAGAAAGAUGUGUUAGAGAGAGCUAUAGUAUUCCAGGAUUCAAUGGGAGUGAAGACUGUACAGCCCUGGAACAGCUCCUUGAAGGGUAUGACCAGCAAGACCAAGAUCAAGUUUCUGAUGUCUGCAAUUCUCCCCUUUUCAAGUACAUGGACAAUGAUUAUGCUAAGCUGGGCCUGAGUUUGGUGGUCCCCGGGGGUGGAAUCAAGAAGAAAUCACCAGCAGCGCCACAGGAGAAGGGUGAAAACACAGCCGCCCCAUCCGGUUCCCAUGCGGAGGAGGAGGAGGAUGAGUAUUCCGGAGGACUGUGCUAGUCGUCCACUUGUAUACUCAGCUCAAAACAAAACAGACGUGCUGUGUCGUGGACGUCGAGCUCACUUGGAAGUCCAAGAAUUCCCAGCACGUCAUUGCAGUCAUGAAAUUGGAAUCCAUACAAUCUUUUGAGGCCUUUUCCCUGCGCUACUCCCCCCCACCCCCCCCGCCCCACCAAAAAAACCCAAAAAACACCUGUCCCCAAUCUCCUGUGAAACAUUUAUGAGUUAAUCAUAUCUAAGGUAAGAGCUGAACUGGGGCCCUAGCCACUGUUGACAGUAAACUGUUUUGUUCAUUUGUUCAUCACCUGAUUCAUUUAAAACGACAACAGACCUGUUUCGGAAUUGGGUCCUGAAGCUGAUGAUGGAAGAGAAUAAGGUUCCGUAGCACUUUUAAGUGCAUAUUUUACCCGGCUUUUGGACUCUUAUCGAAGAUACAAUUUUAUUUUUGACAGCUGCUAAUGACAAUUAAGGGAUAUGAUUCCAGGUAGAGAGGUAGUUUGAUAUUUUUUUUUUUUUGGUUGGGCUUUUUUUGGCGCUUUUUUUUUAAAAGAGCAAAUCUGUUCCCCACACUAAGAUAAAUUUAUGUGGCCAAGUUCAAUUCUGUGCCCUCGGGAUAUUUUUUUUUACCCUAUUGAACUAUGUAUUCUAAGUGUCUUUCAAGUGUGUUGGCAAACUGGUCUGAAGUGAUCCUGCCAAACCUCGCAGGGUAGGCCUGUGCUUGCAUACUGUCUGACUAAUGCAGCCUCCAUUUGCCCUUUAGACUCAUUUAUUUGGAUAUCCUGUCUGUCUGAAAUAUUGGGGUCCAUGAGACCGAUUGUGUUUUGGGAAUGAAAUUGUUUGGAUCGUUCGCCUAGUGUAGACCCUCCCUUGGACAUCUGUCAUCUUAAAAAAAGACCAGUAAGUGAUUCUUUCCUGUCCUGCUGGAUUUCAAAUUAAUAGGGCCCAGUGUUUCCACAGUUCAUGAUAACGUAUUUCAAUUGCACUUUCUCAGAUGGAGGAGACUGAGUAAAACUCAGAGCCACCGAUACCUCCACCAAUACCUCCUUAUGCCCACCAAAGAAAUGUAAAAGUAUCUAUCCUUGUAGAAAUCUUACCUAUAUUAAAACUUGCUGCUUAGAAGCCUAGGCAUGCUGGAAAAUCCGCAUGAAUCUAGAUGAGAGAUGCAAUGGUUUGGAAAAAUGCGCUUAAAGCUCUGGGCUUCUAAGCAUUUGAGCUUUCAGUUGUUUCCAAGGGUAGACUCAGAAAUGGUCUGUAAGAAGGAUUCCUUUGAGUUUAUGAUCAUUUUUCCUACCCCCCCUUAGUUUUAAAAGUUUCAGGAGCCCACACCAGCAGUCAUUCAAACCGGUGUCUUCUGCGAACUACUCUUAAAUACCGAUCUCUUGGAGAAAGGUCUUAAAAGUCAGAAGGCUUGAGAUAUCCGAGCUUGCGGAGAGCUGAACUCCUGCCCAGAGUGGGAACACAAGAGAAUGACUGAAAAGCUUGGUCACAAAUCCUGACCGACAUCUGGACCGCUGACAGGCCGGAGCAAAAUGGUUUCUGUACAUCAGCACGUUGUCUCGAGAAAGAUGUGCCUUGGGGGAAGAACGGUCCUUAAUUCCUCGAUAGCAUCCUGUCCAAAUCAGAUAUGUUGUAAAGAGCUGUCUGUACUGAGCAGAAAUGGCCAGGCCACUGCUUGCGUGCACAUGGUUGGCAUUACUUUGGGUUUCCGUGUUUGUGUGUGUGUACCCGCGCGCGUGCGCUUACACGUGUGCUUUUGAAAUACUGUUUAACUUCAUAUUUUCCAGGGAAGCCUCCUCUAGGUCCUCCGACACCCACGUCUUCUGUGGGGGAGCCAGGCCAGACUUCUCAAGCUCCUGAUGGGCCUGUGACCCCCCCCCCCAACACACACACACUAACAAGGUGAUCUCAUUUCAGUAACCGUCAGCCCUCAAGGAAGGCACUACUAACAAGAACACUAAUUUAUUGUUUUUUAAGUCUUUGAUUCUUUAAAAUCAGUCCUCGGCAAGUGUCUGCCUAAGUUCUGGACUUUCUAAUAAAUGUACUGAGACUGUAGUCAGUCUGAAUAAUGUUGCAUUGGGAAUUUUCUGCUUAAAGGUUCGGGUUUCCCAAUUAGGACUUCAUCACUGAUGCUUUCCCACUUAUAGCCGGUCAAAAGCUUCUUUUGGUUUAAAGCCUGGGGAAGAUGUUCCUCUGAGAAAAUUAUUAUUUAUCCCAGUGGAGUAUGGCAGGCCUUUAAAGAAAUGUGAGUCUGUAACAGACUAUUCUCGGACUAGGUUCUUUUGACCCCAAUGGGAGGGCGAGUUAUAAUGUCUCUUGCCUAGCUGUCUGUACGAUAAGAUGGAAAAGGCAGGAAUGACUUGGUGUGUGCCGAUGAUAAGCCGAAGCAAUAGAAUUACGACUGAAAUCUCCAGCCCCACUUAUCGAUGGGUUAAUUUUAUGGUAGAGUUCCCCUGAUUAAAGGAUAAAGCACAGCAUUUAGUGUCUGCCAUUUGGAAUGUUUCUUUGUGAUCAGGGUUAUGUUGUAUCACAGUGUGUGUUCCAAAUUGAUCAUUGUUUUUUAAUGUUAUUAUGCCAUUUGCCCACUUUUAAAUGUUUUAACAUGAAGCCAAUGUCAGAUUCAGUUUUGUGAACGUUUUCCAGAACUCAUAGUACCCCCUUAUCUACCAAAAGUGAGACUUUUGCAUGAAGAUCCUAAGAAUAACACUCAGCGUAAUAGUCAACUGUAAGUGAAGUCAAUCUACAAAUUGUAUUUAAUAUAUAGAAUUUGUCUGUACAUAUGCAGAAUAUAGUUUUCAUGUGCGAAACCCAUGCUUCGCCUGUACUUCUCCCAGCUAUAGUAUUAAAUGUGGUGUGUGGGUGAUGCAAAUUAUUGCUUCUCAGGAAAGAGGCAUCAUGCUCUGAAUAUUAUGAAAAUAAAACUUGAAGCUGUA